This is a messenger RNA of Tigriopus californicus, 1899 nucleotides long. RefSeq names its product transcriptional repressor CTCF-like. Bases 265 to 1821 code for a protein of 518 amino acids. Gene Ontology annotation, cellular component: nucleus. Gene Ontology annotation, biological process: regulation of gene expression. Lineage: Eukaryota; Metazoa; Arthropoda; Copepoda; Harpacticoida; Harpacticidae. The transcript is spliced from 7 exons. The record is from RefSeq and is a predicted model, not a curated record.
CUACAAUUCUGAAGGAAUUUUCAUUAGGACCGUCAAAUACUGUGUUCAGCUGUCCAAUAAACGUCUGUCUGAGUUUUGUUUUACGGCAAUUCCAUUCAUAACAAACUCUCAUUCCAAAUCCCUGAGUUCCUUUUAUUCGGGAUCAUAAACAUUGACCUGAUCUGACAAAUAGUUCGAUUCGCGUGCCCUUCUCCGGAUUCCAAAUUGCUUGCCUUCAUGUCACUUCUCGAUCCGACUUGAUGCUGGAGGUUUCCCCCCACCAUCAUGAGUGGCAUGGCACCCAAAGAGCUGGCUCCAAGAUCAUUGUCUCAAACCGAGGGCGAUAUUCGGCCUCCGAUUCAGCAGCCAGUGGAGAACGACGAGGACAAGGCUCAGCCAACCGAGCAGGGCGAGUUUGAGGUUGAGGCCGAGUGGUUGCUGUCCAAUUACAUGGAAGUGGUUCAAGUACGAUGCAAACUUUGUCAAAUGUCUUGCCCGACACAAAACCAACUCUUGGACCAUAUCAGAACCACGCAUUUCCGGCCCAUUCUGGUUCCUCCUACCAGAAAUGCGUCCGUUGAGAUCGUUGAAGAAGAUCUAACCUCGACCGGAUUCAUCUGCGGCAAAUGCUCAUUGGUGUUCGCUUCUUUGGACUUGUGCAAAGAUCACAUGUUACAGGUUCAUACCCAGCCUUUGGAGACCUCUCCCAUGUCAGAUUUAAAGGAAUCUGAGACAAUCGCAAUUCCGUCUGAGUAUCCAAGUGGGAAACAGCCUUGCCCUUACCCGGGUUGCUUGUAUCAAUUCGGUGGCCAAGAUAUGGUUCACCAUCAAUCUUGCCACCAUGGAGAGUCCUUCAAAUGCUCCCAGUGUCAAAAGAUGUUUGAGACUUGGCGACGUUGUGCCCUCCAUUUGUGGCAAAACCAUGAGCUGAAUGUGGACUUGCUCUCUUGUCCCAUAUGCGCUAAUUUCAAAACGGCUUUUCCCAUCAAACUUAAAAACCACAUGUGGUCGAGCCAUUCCCAAGGGGCGGAACCCAACUCGAAAUCAAUGCCUGUGGUUGGUUCUAAAAAGCGACAAUGUGACAUAUGCUCAAAGUUCUUCUCCGAUUCGAAAAGUCUGAAGAAGCACGUUCAAGCAGUGCAUGGGAAACUAAGGCCAUACAUAUGUCAGAUCUGUAAUCACCAAUCUGCUCGGCGAACCAUGUUGGAGAUGCAUAUGAGGCAGCACACUGGAGAGAAGCCUUUUUCGUGUGAUAUUUGCCAAUACCGAACGGGGGAUCACAAUUCGUUAAGACGACACAAAAUGCGGCAUACGGGCCAUCGACCGUACAAGUGUCCCUUUUGUCCGUACUCCUGCAUUCAAAGUAGUCCUUUCAAAUAUCACUUGGAGAAAAAACACCCAAAUGAGGAGAACGAGGUCAUAUUCACAUGUGAAACGUGUGGAUUUAAGUCGAUCAACCGACAGUCAUACAUCGAUCAUGUUUCUAUUCGUCAUGAAAUCGACAACAAGGCUUCCGAUCCAAAGGAUUGUGAGACCCCAAUUAAACCCCAACAAACGCCAGCCGGGUCCAAACCAUCGCAGUUGAAAGCCAGAACGAAAUUGAAAAAGCGAUUAAUAUCGAUGAAUAGGGCCAAUCGGACGAAAGAAGAAAUCAGCCAUCAAGGAGUCACUACAAUUGGUAGUGGUAAUCGCACCCCAAACGUGAAAGCAAAGGACUCAAUUGGAAGUGUGAAGAUUAUUGUGAAGACGGAAAAAUGUGCGAAAAAGGCUCUCCCCGAAGACGAGGACAGUUUGACCUGCAUAAUGGCGCAUGAUUUAGGUGGUACUACCAUUCCGGCUUGAUUUAUAACUAUCCUGUAGCUGUCGCAAAACUAAUACUUGUACCUGAAUGUAAUAUUUAAAAAAAUGAGUUGAAUGGCA